AUGAAUAUCUCUUUCCUUCUAUUAUUCCAUCUUUUGCUUCAUGUCUUUUGUUGUAUCUCUUCAUUUGCUAGUGGAGCUACUCUGCCAGAAGAAGAAGUACAAGCUAUGAAAGACAUAGCUAAGACACUUGGGAAGAAGGAUUGGGACUUCAGCAUAGAUCCAUGCAGUGGACAAAGUAAUUGGACAUCUUCUCCUGUGCAAGUGAAAGGAUUUGAAAAUGCUGUGACUUGCAAUUGCUCUUUUGCCAAUGCCACUACCUGCCAUAUUGUUAGCAUAGUUCUAAAGUCACAAAAUCUUUCUGGCACACUUCCAAGAGAAUUUGUGAAAUUACCUUACCUCCAACAAAUUGAUCUCACACGCAACUACCUUAACGGUACAAUCCCUCCACAAUGGAGCUCCAUCAAUCUUGUUAACAUUUCAUUAUUUGGAAAUAGAUUAACAGGUCCAAUUCCAAAAGAAUUUGGAAAAAUCACCACCCUGAAAAGCUUGGUUUUGGAGUUCAAUCAGUUUUCCGGAAAGCUGCCUCCGGAGCUUGGGAAUCUUCACCAGCUUGAAAGAUUGCUUCUUACUUCCAACUAUUUUACUGGAAAUUUACCUGCAACAUUUGCUAAGCUCACUAAACUUAAGUACCUUCGACUUGGCGACAACCAAUUCUCUGGAACUAUUCCUGAUUUCAUUCAGAGUUGGACAAGUCUUGAGAGGCUGGUGAUACAAGGGAGUGGUUUGAGUGGUCCAGUUCCUUCUGCAAUUUCAUAUCUGAAAAAUCUUACCGACUUGAGAAUAAGUGACUUGAAAGGAUCAGAUUCUCCAUUUCCGCAACUUAAUAACUUGACAAAUUUGGAAACAUUAGUAUUGAGGAGUUGCAAUCUUAUAGGAACAGUUCCGGAGUAUCUUGGAAAUAUUACCAAUUUAAGAUCAUUAGACCUCAGUUUUAACAAAUUAAGUGGAGAAAUUCCGAACACCUUGGGUGGCUUGGAGAAUAUAAAUAUACUAUACUUAACUGGAAACUUUUUUACUGGACCACUGCCAAAUUGGAUAGCUAGACCGGACUACACAGAUCUUUCGUAUAACAAUUUGACCAUUGAAAAUCCAGAGCAGUUGACAUGUCAACAGGGAACCUUGAACUUGUUUGCAUCAUCUUCAGAGGGAAGUAACUUGGGAACGGUUUCUUGUUUGGGGAACAUUGGUUGCCCGAAAACUCGGUACUCUCUCCAUAUAAAUUGCGGUGGUAAGCUCAUAACUUCAAAUGAAAGCUUGACGUAUGAUGAUGAUUCAAAUGAAGUUGGACCAGCAAGCUUUCACCGGACUGAAUCAAAUUGGGCACUCAGCAACACUGGUCACUUUUUUGAUAGUGGCCUUGUGGACUACUAUACCUGGUCUAACACAACUAACCUUGCCAUCGACAAUGGAGAACUGUAUAUGGACGCUCGUGUUUCUCCUCUUUCUCUAACAUAUUAUGGAUUUUGCCUGGGAAAUGGAAACUACACAGUAAAACUCCAUUUUGCAGAGAUAAUGUUCACUGAUGAUCAAACUUAUAACAGCCUUGGGAGGCGUAUAUUUGACAUCUACGUUCAGAGAAGGUUGGUGCUGAAGGAUUUCGAUAUUGCAAAAGAAGCUGGUGGAGUUGGUAAGGCAAUCAUAAAGAACUUCACUGCUGUUGUGACUAGUAAUACCUUGGAGAUUCGCCUUCAGUGGGCUGGGAAAGGCACAACUGCUAUUCCAUUUGGAUCGGUAUAUGGUCCUCUUAUAUCGGCUAUAUCAGUUGAUCCUGACUUUACACCCCCAGUGGAAAAAGGAAGUGGCAUACAUGGGUGGGAUAUUAUUGCAGUUGUAGUUGCUGGAGCACUAUUUGUCUUCAUCUUAUUUGGUAUAGCUCAGUGGAGAAGACGUCAACGACAAAUAGGUCCUUUAGAAAGAGAGGUAAAGGGUUUAGAUUUCCAACCUGGGUUAUUUACGUUACGGCAAAUCAAAGCAGCAACUAACAACUUCGAUAUAGCCUUUAAGAUUGGAGAAGGAGGGUUUGGUCCUGUUUACAAGGGUGUUCUUUCGGACGGCAGAAUAGUAGCAGUUAAGAAGCUUUCUUCUAAAUCAAAGCAAGGGAAUCGUGAAUUUAUAAAUGAGAUUGGUUUAAUUUCUGCUUUGCAACACCCUUGUCUAGUUAAGCUCUAUGGUUGUUGUAUGGAGGGAGAUCAGUUAUUGCUGAUAUAUGAAUACAUGGAAAAUAAUAGCCUUGCUUGUGCUUUGUUUGCCAAAGGAAAAGAUCAAUUGAAACUAGCUUGGUCAACAAGGAAGAGAAUUUGUGUUGGUAUUGCUAGAGGUUUAGCUUACCUUCAUGAAGAAUCAAGACUAAAGAUAGUUCACAGAGACAUCAAGGCUACUAAUGUAUUACUGGAUAAAGAUCUCAAUCCAAAGAUAUCUGAUUUUGGUUUGGCGAAGCUUAAAGAUGAGGGUUACACUCACAUAACCACUAGAAUAGCCGGCACUUAUGGAUAUAUGGCUCCAGAAUAUGCAAUGCACGGAUAUUUGACUGAGAAAGCAGAUGUUUAUAGUUUCGGAGUUGUUGCCUUGGAAAUUGUUAGUGGGAAGCACAACACCAUGAGUUGUCCUAAGGAUGAAUGCUUCUCUAUUGUUGAUUGGGUGCAUCUCUUGAAGGAAGAAGGUAAUAUAAUGGACCUAGUUGAUGAGAGGUUAGGUGGAGAUUUCAAAAAAGAGGAAGUAAUGACCAUGAUCAAUGUGGCUCUUUUAUGCACUCAUGUUUCUCCAAUGCACAGGCCAACCAUGUCAUCAGUUGUAAGCAUGCUUGAAGGAAAAUCUGUUGUUGAAGAAGUGGUGUCUGACACAAGCCAAGUUUUUGAAGGGAAAAAGUUGGAGAUGAUUCAACAGUAUUACCAACAAAGUGAAAAAAAUGUUACCCCUGAAACUGAAGAAGAGAGCAUCUUAAUAGAUGCAACUGCAGAAUACAUGUCUGAUACAAAUCUGCAAUCUGUCAACAUGGAUUCUCCUUAUAGAAGUUUCAACACUCUGUAAAUGAUUUAUAUCUUGUACUUUUGGAUAAUCUUUCAUACACAUAUUGUAGAUUUUAAUGAAGUUUGUAAAAAAAAAAAAAAAAAGUUGUACUCUUAUAAGUAAACACACUUAAAAGAACUUUCAU
Messenger RNA from Vicia villosa (hairy vetch), 3151 nucleotides. RefSeq names its product probable leucine-rich repeat receptor-like serine/threonine-protein kinase At3g14840. The coding region runs from base 1 to 3027 and encodes 1008 amino acids. Gene Ontology annotation, molecular function: ATP binding; protein binding; protein kinase activity. The record is from RefSeq and is a predicted model, not a curated record. Gene Ontology annotation, biological process: protein phosphorylation. The transcript has 23 exons. NCBI's taxonomy places the organism in Eukaryota, Viridiplantae, Streptophyta, Magnoliopsida, Fabales, Fabaceae.